Arachis stenosperma is the source of this 2361-nucleotide messenger RNA. Its product is annotated as protein ANTHESIS POMOTING FACTOR 1. Gene Ontology annotation, molecular function: protein binding; chromatin binding. The record is from RefSeq and is a predicted model, not a curated record. The coding region runs from base 296 to 1330 and encodes 344 amino acids. Lineage: Eukaryota; Viridiplantae; Streptophyta; Magnoliopsida; Fabales; Fabaceae. Gene Ontology annotation, cellular component: Set1C/COMPASS complex. The transcript has 10 exons.
UUACAUAUUCUCAAGAGCUCAUAUUCAUAUAGGAUUAGUCCUUGAUUCAUUAUCAACGAUAAAUUCUUAAGAACUUGUACCCACAAUGAAUUAAUCUUUAAUUUGUUGGGUUGGGAGAUAGGGCGUGCGACCAAAAAAGAAAUUAUAAAUCAGAAAGGGAUUGCAGUGAGAAUCUGGCUGGAGCUGGGUUCUUCAGUCUUGACACUACUAUUGUCACUGCCGUUUCUACACAGAAAAAAUUUCCCGGUCAUCCUGAAAAAGGUUUACUUCGCUAUACUGUCACCGGUCGGCGAGGAUGACGGCGCCGCUGACAGAGCUAGAUGACGAUACGGUGCGCAGCAUGUCCAUAGCGGCGGUUUUCUCCGACUUCGGUGGGAAAAUAAAUUCUCUUGAUUUCCAUCGCAAAGAUGAUUUACUUGUCACAGCAAGCGAGGAUGACUCAGUGCGACUAUAUGACAUUGCCAAUGCUAAGUUGUUGAAGACCACUUAUCAUAAGAAACAUGGUGCUGAUCGCAUUUGUUUUACUCAUCAUCCAAACUCUGUUAUAUGUUCUUCCAAGUACAAUUUGGAGAGUACUGGAGAAUCAUUGCGGUAUUUAUCAAUGUAUGACAACCGAUGCUUACGGUACUUCAAAGGGCAUAAACAGAGAGUUGUUUCUCUCUGCAUGUCUCCAAUCAAUGAUAGCUUCAUGUCUGGUUCUCUGGACCACAGUGUUAGAAUAUGGGAUCUCCGUGUAAAUGCCUGCCAGGGAAUCUUACGUCUACGUGGUAGGCCUGCUGUUGCCUAUGACCAACAGGGCCUGGUCUUUUCUGUAGCAAUGGAAGGGGGAGCUAUCAAAUUGUUUGAUUCACGUUCAUAUGAUAAGGGUCCCUUCGACACCUUUUUGGUUGGCGGUGAUACAGCUGAGGUUUGUGAUAUCAAAUUCAGCAAUGAUGGCAAAUCAAUGCUUCUGACUACCACUAAUAACAAUAUCUACGUUCUUGAUGCAUAUGGAGGAGAAAAGCGCUGUGGGUUUAGUUUGGAACCAUCUCCUGGUACCACAAUCGAGGCUACAUUUACCCCAGAUGGGAAGUAUGCUGUGGCAGGAUCCGGAGGUGGAACCAUGCAUGCUUGGAAUAUUGAGACCAGAAAUGAGGUUGCAUGUUGGAGCAGCCACAUUGGCGUACCUUCGUGCUUGAAAUGGGCCCCUCGCAGGGCUAUGUUUGCUGCAGCCUCUUCUGUUCUUACCUUUUGGAUACCUAAUAAUAAUGGUAAUGGUUCAAAUCCGAGAGCUGAGUAUGGUGGAACUGACGCUGAACCUGGACCUCAGUCCCAACCAUUAGUUCAUUGACAACUGAGUUUUCUCUAAAAGCUACAGUUUCGAUGCACGAAGAAAUCAGUCAAAGCAUUUUCUUGGCCAACUUCGCAGAUUUGUUCGGUAACAGAAUUAUGGGAAUGUUUUCAAUUGUAAAUUCCUUAGUAGAAUGUUCUUUUUAGGGAAAAAGCACACUUGAUACUCCUGAGGUUAUUUUGUAAUUUUGUUUCAAUAUCACUCCAACCAAAUGUUUUCAAAUGAAUUCAGCUUAAUCAUUCUGUUAAAAAUUGACAGAUGAUGGUUAGUUUGUCUUUUUCCCACAAAUUUUCAUUGUUACCCCAUGUCAACCUCUAUCCCUUCACCACCUUACUUCUACACCACAACCAUCUCUCUUGCUGCCAACACUACCGCCACCCCAACUCCGCACACAACCCUUCAAUCUCCCACCAAUCAUAAACAACCUGACAAAACCUCCACCCACACCACCGCUCAACCUCAAUCACCAACAUUGUCUGCACCUCCACGGCUCUACUAUCACAGUAGCACCACCACUACCUUCAACGCAACUAUAAUAGAACCCUAUUGGUUUGUGAAGUCGGAACAUCAUUACGGGUUGAACCCUAUUUGUAGCAAAGACGAUGAUGUUAGUGUUCUUUCUUUGAUUUUCUUUGAAGAGUUUCUUGAAUUUUGGGUUGAUUUUGUUUGGAAAGUUUGCUUAUUUGAUGGUGGUGGAGGCUUGUGGUGAUGGGGGUGGUUGUUUGUGGUGUUGGUGGUGGAGGAGGAGAGAUUGAAGGAAGGGAAGAAGAGAAAUGUAUUGGAUGAUGAAGAGGUGGGAAUGUCGCAACAAUGCCAAAUUUAGAGAAAAAUAAUUUGACUUUUGAAAUAUAAUGAGUAAGAAUAAUGGAGAAGAGAGGGUAAUUUGCUGCAUUUGAAUAAACAUCGACUAUACGUUCAUCAGUAGUCAUUUUGUUGUGAGAAUUUUGUUAUAUCAUUUGUAAUUGGUAGAACAAACUCAGGUAUAGUCAACUUCCCGUGAAGUUGAUAACUAAGAGGUGUUAGAUUAGUUG